Corticium candelabrum is the source of this 2915-nucleotide messenger RNA. RefSeq lists its product as uncharacterized. NCBI's taxonomy places the organism in Eukaryota, Metazoa, Porifera, Homoscleromorpha, Homosclerophorida, Plakinidae. Bases 70 to 2793 code for a protein of 907 amino acids. The transcript is spliced from 2 exons. Gene Ontology annotation, molecular function: protein binding; ATP binding; protein kinase activity. Gene Ontology annotation, biological process: protein phosphorylation; signal transduction. The record is from RefSeq and is a predicted model, not a curated record. Gene Ontology annotation, cellular component: cytoplasm.
AUUCAACCGACACAGACGAAUUGCCAAUGCAGUCAGUCUGCUGUCAUCAUAUCUUCUUUUUCAAAAGCAAUGUCUGAAGUCCGGUGUGUUAGUCGACAAGGCACAGAAUACUACAAAUUGGUUUCUCUAGAAUCUAACUUUUCACGUAUUUCACGCUUUUGGCUCAUGGCUUCCUUAAAUUCAAGCAUCAUCGCUUAUGACAACAGUGAGAAAACUUUAUGGAAGUUUGAAAAUGACGUAUGGACUAAUGUCAGUACACUUCCCGAUAAUUUGCAGCCAUUUCGAGACGUUGAAGAAUCCAAGAUAUUCAGCUGUGCUGUUGCAACAAAUAGUGCUAGUUACAUCGUUUUCAGCCUUCGUGACAGCAGAGUCCUACAGUUUGACUUGAAACGAAAUGAAUUCAUUAUUGAAAAUGUGGCAGGCGACAUUCCUAAUGUUUGGUAUGACCAAAUAGUGUCCAGCAUUUUUGAAGACGAGAAUAUCAUUAUCGUCUUUACAAUCAACUUGCGUACUAGUAGAACAAGAAUAUGGAAAUUCAUCCACGAAAACAAAGUUUGGUUUUGGAAAAGAUUGCCAAAUCCUGACUUGGCACCAUCCCUUACACCCGAAGCGGCUUACGAUAUGCAAAGUAACCAUUUAACAUUUUGGGGACAAUUUCCAGAGACACCUGAUCAACGUUCGUGGAAUAAAAUCAUAUGGAACUUAGAUUUGGCAAGUAUGCAGUGGUUCUUCAAAGUCAAAAACCAACUUUGGAAUGACUAUUGUUACGAAGCUAGUAGCUGGAUCGGUAGUUGCUUUGUUGCACUUGCCAACGACUGGUACUCUCAAAGCAUCAAAACAAUGAUUCAUAAUACAACUGACAAUAAAUGGAGAUUGAUAUCCAAUUCAUCAAUAACAGUGCGAUAUUAUACGUCUUUUGUAGCUGUUAAUGACACUACUGCUAUCUUAUUUGGUGGAACAAACCACAUUACUUUUAGCAACGAAACGUGGAUAAUGCACCUUAAACCAUUGUUUAUGUGGAGACAAGCUGCAGGAGACAUGGUGCAUUCUGUCCGACCUAGCGCACGAGUGGGUCACGCAGCUGCUAUAAUGCAGUCCAAAAUGUAUGUGUUUGGUGGAGGAGAUGUUUCUUCGCAAUGUUUAAAUGACCUCUGGAUGUUUGACGUCAAAACCGAAAGAUGGUCAAAACUGACAGCUCUCAAUAUAGGACCUAAUUUCUCAAAGGCUUGUACGUGCUUAUAUUCUGCUGUCUCAACACCAGGCCAACUGCUAAUCACUGUAAUGAUGGAAAUCCAUCCGAAUGCCAGUAACUACCGUCCCCUACUAGAAACAUGGAUGUAUCUUGUAGACGCCAAUACUUGGCAAUUCGUUACAUCGUGGCAUCCAACAUUCUAUUUUUUACCAAAUGUAAAGUCAUUCAAAUCUUUCUAUUGGAAAGGAUUUCUUGUCGUUUUCGACUUCUUACAAAUGAACAUCAAGUAUUUAGCGGUCAGAUGUCCAGCUGGAUUUACCUCACCUAACAUAUCCGAAAUACCUUGCAAUUUCUGCAGAAAAGGAUAUUACAGAGAAACGGAAUUUGAUGAUCCAGACUGUAUUCCGUGCCCAAACGGCCUAACGACCGCCAUCAUUGGAGCUCGCAAAAUCGAAGAGUGUACUGUCUGCAAUGUAGAUCAAUGCAAAUACGGCAACUGUGUAGCUGAUUUUAGCAAAGAAGGUCUACGACCAGCUUGUCAAUGUUACGUCGGCUUCACCGGCUCUACAUGCCAAUAUCCUACCUACUUUCUCAUAGGAGCAGGAAUCAUUCUAUUCGUUGCUGUAGCUACCGCUGGCGUUACAGCUUAUCUUUCAGUGCUAAACAGAAAAAGGAAAAGCGAGCGUGCUUGGCGAGAAGAAGUUACUGUGUUAACUAACGUAUGGCAAAUAGAUGAAGACGAAGUGACGUCAGGAGAACUACUUGGAUCUGGUGCAUCUGGAUCCGUUUACAAAGGUUCAUACAGAAAUAUCACUGUAGCUGUAAAGAAAAUGGUGGCUGUCGGUCUUCCCAAGUCUAUAGAAGACUUCGAAACGGAGAUAAUGUUUAUGAGAACUGUAAGACACAAGAAUAUCGUUCUCUUCAUUGGUGCAGGAAAGUCACAACCAGAAGACGUUCCUUUUCUUGUCAUGGAAUAUAUGGAGCGAGGAUCUCUACGGAAUGUACUAUACGAUUUAUCGAUUGAUAUCGACUAUAACCGUAAGCUAUCAUUUGCCAUGGAUUCAGCAAGAGGUAUGCAUACUCUUCACACUUUGGAACCGCCUCGAAUACAUCGAGAUUUGAAAAGCGAUAAUCUUCUGGUAAGCAAAGACUGGAUCGUUAAAGUGGCUGAUUUCGGUUUAGGGAGAGACGUUUCCAGUAUCGUCACAAGAAAUGGACAAUAUAGUGGACGCAGAUGUCCCUCGGAUCAAGAACAUAUUUCUCUACUUCCCAAACGAGAUGGCUUGUCAUAUACAGGUGUCGGAACAGAGAGAUGGCGAGCUCCAGAAUUGAGACUUCGAGAACCAUACGAUACCUCAGUAGACUUGUACAGUUUUGGAAUUGUGUUUUGGGAGAUCUGGACAAGAGAGCUUCCAUUCAAUCAAUACAGAUUUGACCAUCAAGUGAGUGAAGCCGUGGCUAGAAAUGAAAGACCUGUAAUUCCUGAAGAUUGUCCACAACCGUUGGCAAUGAUCAUGAAAAGCUGCUGGUCAUCCAAACCAUCAGACAGACUUUCGUUUGACAAAGUUAUUUUACAACUUGAAUAUCUAGAUAACAUCUAGAUAACAUACAGUAUUGCAUUUCAGAAGCAGAAUGCGUUAGUUUCUAGAAAGCAAUUUCAGUUAUGCGUGCAUGGUUACGAGUAGCAAAGCUCUAGUGUGUAUGGUUGAAUGUUGUCUAGAAA